Molecule: messenger RNA, 1240 nt
Organism: Phaedon cochleariae (mustard beetle)
Lineage: Eukaryota; Metazoa; Arthropoda; Insecta; Coleoptera; Chrysomelidae
Source: the annotation of a GenBank genome assembly
CACGAUGGGGGGAAGGCUAAGUAUCGCUAAAGAGAGUAGAAGAAGAAGAAAAAAAACCCUCUAACCUAACAUUUGAAAUUUGCAUUAAAAUUUGUUAUUCUUUUAUAAUUUUGAGAUCCUAAAUAAUUGUUUCUAUAUUUCCAUAAUUUAAUUUCAUACAUUAGAUAUCAAAUCAACGAUGGUUGCUGUAAUAAGUGAUAGUCAGAUAAAUAAUAUAGGAGAGGUGUUGAACAACACAUCAAGACCACUGAAAGAAAGAUUUCGAGCUCUCUUCACACUAAGAAACAUUGGAGGAAGCCAGUCAAUUCACUGUAUAGAAAAGUGCUUUUCUGAUUCAUCAGCAUUAUUAAAACAUGAGUUAGCCUACUGUUUGGGACAAAUGCAAGAUGCAAAAGCAAAUCCUAUUUUAACCACAGUUUUGAAAGACGUUACUCAAGAACCCAUGGUGAGACAUGAAGCAGCGGAAGCAUUGGGUGCGAUUGGCAGCUUGGAAAGUAUAGAAGUACUGGAAAAAUAUAAAAAUGAUGAAGUAGUCGAAGUAGCUGAAACAUGCGAGCUAGCCAUAGAGAGGAUAAAAUGGCUCCAAAACCAUGGAAACCAAGAGAACCAAUCACAGAACCCAUAUAAUUCAGUGGACCCAGCACCUCCUAACGAUACUCGAAAUGUAGAAGAACUGAAAUCAGUUUUGCUCAACGAUGCUGCCACACUUUUUGAGCGGUACAGAGCAAUGUUUUCACUCAGGAACAUGGGAACAAAUGAAGCAGUCGACGCAUUAGGUACAGCUUUGAAGCACGGUAGUGCCUUAUUCAGGCAUGAAAUUGCAUUUGUUCUGGGACAACUUCAAAAUGAACGUGGCUUCACUUACUUAAGAAAUUCUUUAGAAGACGAUGAAGAAAAUGAAAUGGUCAGGCACGAAUGUGCUGAAGCGUUAGGAGCUAUUGCUACCGAAGACUGUAUAAAUGUUUUGAACAGGUAUCUGCAAGACCCCAAAAGAGUCGUAAAAGAAAGUUGUGAGGUUGCUCUGGAUAUGUGCGAGUAUGAGAAUAGUCCGGAAUUUCAGUAUGCAAAUGGUUUGAACAGGACUUGAGGUUUAAGUCUUCCAAUUUUCUGAAAAUUAAUAAAAUAAUUGUUGCCUGUGUGAUAAUGAAAUUAUAUUUUAUUGAUUUGCUCAUAACACCUGUUCCCCAUUAGAUUGAGCUUCCACUGUUGCAGGACUGGAUAACAAUGCCAAAAUGUUAUA